GCUAAUCCACAAGCGACACACAGUGCAUAGUACGGCUUCAAACCAUCGAGGCUGCGUCACGUCCGUAGCGGAGGAAUCGUCUUUAUAAGGACUGCGCGUCGUUUUCCGGUCUCUUUUCAGCCCUCGAUUCCAAGAUGACCAAGAAGAGAAGGAAUAACGGACGUGCCAAGAAGGGCCGCGGUCAUGUCCAGCCCAUCCGCUGCACAAACUGUGCCCGCUGUGUUCCCAAAGACAAGGCCAUCAAGAAAUUUGUCAUAAGGAACAUAGUGGAGGCUGCCGCCAUCAGGGAUAUCUCUGACGCAAGUGUCUUCGAUUCUUAUGCUCUGCCCAAGCUGUACGUGAAACUGCAUUAUUGUGUCAGCUGCGCCAUCCACAGCAAGGUCGUCAGGAACCGUUCCCGUGAAGCUCGCAAGGAUCGUACGCCUCCCCCCAGGUUUAGGCCAGCGGGUGCACCUCCAAGAGCUCCACCAAAGCCAAUGUAAGAAGAUUGGCUAAGAUGUAUCUUACCAAAUAAAACUGUCCAAACUUA
Messenger RNA from Spea bombifrons (plains spadefoot toad), 529 nucleotides. RefSeq names its product ribosomal protein S26 (gene RPS26). The transcript has 4 exons. Gene Ontology annotation, cellular component: cytosolic small ribosomal subunit; ribosome. The coding region runs from base 135 to 482 and encodes 115 amino acids. NCBI's taxonomy places the organism in Eukaryota, Metazoa, Chordata, Amphibia, Anura, Pelobatidae. Gene Ontology annotation, biological process: translation. Gene Ontology annotation, molecular function: mRNA binding; structural constituent of ribosome. The record is from RefSeq and is a predicted model, not a curated record.